ACUGUGAAGCGGGGCAGUGCGCUGCGGCUCCUCCCAGGCAGCCCGGGAAGUUUGCUGAGCAUCCCCGAGACACUGCAGAGCGCUGACUCGCUGCAGGGGAGAGUCACACGGUGCGGCUGGGGGAAGGUUCAGCUGGAAUUGACGCGUUUGCUGGCUGGUCCCUGCUUGGCCCGGAACAGAGUCGGUGAGUGGAGAAAGCAGGGAGCCAAAAAGAAGCGGCUUCGGGGGCAUUUGCCUGAGACCAGUGCAGCUGCAGGCGCGCCAGAGCCGUCACCCACACCCUGAGGACUAGGAGGACACCCACAGAGACACCCAUCUUCUCCAGGGUGCUGGGUCCCCGAAUGCUCCCGAGCGGCAGAGGCGAGCUGGGAGUGUGCAGGCAAUAGCUCGGGUGUAGAACGUUCUUGGUUUCGCUGCCACUGCUGGAUGUUGACAUGCAACAACUACUGAAGCCUGGGGCAUCUUCAAACGACUCAGAGAACUGCGAUAGGGAAUGUGACUUGAGCUCCCUCUUGUGGAAAGAUAUUGGAAUUAAACUUUCAUGAUUUUAAAAAACAAAACAAAUUAUGGCAACAGUUACCAUGCCAUUUGUUGCUACGUUCACCCCUCCAGGAAAUGAAGAAUCUGACUCUCUAAUCGUGCUACAUUAUAAUUAUACAGGGAAACUUAUUCUAAAAGAAAAGGCAACUGAUCACAUAGGGUUAACAACUGUUUCAUUUCUGAUCAUAUGUAGUUUCAUAGUCCUGGAAAACUUGAUGGUGUUGAUUGCCAUAUGGAAAAAUAACAAAUUUCACAACCGUAUGUACUUUUUUAUUGGCAAUCUAGCUCUCUGUGAUCUGUUGGCUGGAAUUGUUUACAUAGUAAACAUUCUUAUGUCUGGAAAAAGAACUCUGAGCCUGUCCUACACAAUCUGGUUUAUUAGGGAAGGAAGUAUGUUUGUUGCCCUAGGAGCUUCCACUUUAAGCUUAUUAGCCAUAGCCAUUGAGAGACAUUUAACUAUGAUUAAAAUGAGGCCUUAUGAUGCAAAUAAAAAGUACAGAGUCUUCCUUCUUAUUGGAACAUGUUGGCUUAUCUCGGUUUCCCUGGGUGCCUUACCAAUCCUCGGCUGGAACUGUAUCAACAAUUUACCAGACUGCUCAACAAUUUUGCCUCUUUAUUCCAAGAAAUAUGUUGUAUUUUGCAUAAGUAUCUUCAUAGCCAUUUUGGUGGCAAUUGUUAUCCUUUAUGCACGUAUUUACAUACUGGUAAAAUCCAGUAGCCGUAACGUCACUAAUCAUAGUAACUCAGAGAGAUCUAUGGCACUACUUAGGACAGUUGUUAUUGUAGUUGGUGUUUUCAUUGCCUGUUGGUCUCCAUUAUUUAUUCUGUUGCUUAUAGAUGUAGCCUGCAGAGUAAAAGAGUGUGCCAUUUUAUACAAGGCUGACUGGUUCAUUGCUUUGGCUGUCCUCAAUUCUGCAAUGAAUCCCAUCAUCUACACUUUAGCCAGCAAGGAAAUGCGUCGGGCUUUCUUUCGCCUUGUUUGUGGCUGUCUAGUGAAGACCAAUGUGUCUAGAUCUUUGCCUAUUCAGCCCACUCCAGAUCAAAGCCGAAGUAAGUCUAGCAGCAGCAAUGCACAGAAACCAAAGGAUGAUUUCCCACAGAUUAGUGUUCCCUCAAGUAUAACUGAAAAAGAUAAAUCACCAUUUCAGAAUGGAAACUUGUGCAAAUGAAGGACUCAGCAAGUCAAGGACUCGUCUAUGGCUUUUUAGGAUUCAAUUACAAACUUUCAUUUUUCAUGCACUUAAAUCAUAACUUAAAUCAUAGGGGAAAAUACUAACCACUUAUUUAACUGAGUGUCUAUUUAUCACAUGACUUGUUUUGGUUUGGGUUUUAAUUCUGUAAAAGAUCUGACUCAGGAAAGCUUUUUCUACUACCCAACAGUCUGCACAAAAUUCUUGUGUAUCAUUAUUACAUGCAUGACAUCAGUGUAUUUGGUAAAGUCUGAUCUUAGAGUACAUCUACAUCACCUACAAGAAACGUCAGCUAUUAUACAUAUCCUACUAUCCUGUUUAUUGUUAAUUGGGACAAAGGUUACUUACAUUAUACAAAGUGCAUUAUAUUUCUCUAUACAUAUCUUGCUAUUAUGUUAAUAGCCUUACAUGUAUGUGGUAUAAAUAACUGUAUAUUUGUACAUUUCUUUAUUAAAUAGUAAUUGUAUGGCAAAACUUUGUAUUAUGCUACGCAUAGUAUUACAGUAUAUAAUGCAAUAAUACAGAUUAUACAAAUAUGUAGAAAUUUCAAAUAGUAUGUUUGAAAAUGUAUGAAGUAGUAAUCCUGAA
This is a messenger RNA of Terrapene triunguis (Three-toed box turtle), 2318 nucleotides long. It is a transcript of the gene S1PR3, whose product is annotated as sphingosine-1-phosphate receptor 3. Gene Ontology annotation, cellular component: membrane. Bases 567 to 1709 code for a protein of 380 amino acids. Lineage: Eukaryota; Metazoa; Chordata; Testudines; Emydidae. The transcript is spliced from 2 exons. Gene Ontology annotation, biological process: G protein-coupled receptor signaling pathway. Gene Ontology annotation, molecular function: sphingosine-1-phosphate receptor activity. The record is from RefSeq and is a predicted model, not a curated record.